ACCGAAUUGGUCCCCAAGACAUCACUGACACCCAUACUAUCACCGCAUAUGCCGUCCAAAUACUAUGCCGUCCGGAGGGGCCGAGCGCCGGGAGUUUACAACUCGUGGGACGAAUGCAAGUCUCAAGUCGACGGUUACUCCGGCGCUCAGUUCAAGAGUUUUCGCACCGCCGCUGAGGCCAAGGAGUUUGUGGACACGCCUGUCGUCAGCACCGGCAGGGGCUGUCCGUACGGCUCCAGUCGUCGCCCUAAUCCCCUAUCAAAGAAUAGAUCCGAUUAUCGGACUAUCAAUGGUAUCAAUACUGCUGGAAGUGUCGGAUCUAUUGCUAGUGAUAAUAGUGCGGACUCUAAGGACCGGUUUGUGAUCUAUACGGACGGCGCCUGUACUAAGAAUGGCCGCCGCGGCGCCCGGGGAGGUAUAGGCGCCCACUUCCCCGCCCGUCCCGACCGGGACAUCAGUGAACCCCUGGAGGGCCGGCAGACCAACAACAGGGCCGAGAUAUGGGCCGCCGUUCGGGCCCUCGAAGCGGCCAAAGCCAUGGGUGAGCUCCGGGUGGACAUCAAAACGGACAGUAAGUUCAUGAUGCAGGCCGUGAACGAGUGGUCCCCUAAGUGGCGCAGGAAUGGCUGGAAAACGUCUACCGGUGCCGAUGUCAUCAAUAAGGAGGACUUCUUGGAGUUGGAACGGGUGUCGCAGGGAAUGGAUGUCCAAUGGACCAAAGUUAGGGCGCAUUCAGGUGUGGCCGGUAAUGAGAGGGCCGACCAGUUGGCGGUUAUGGGCAGCAAAGGUGUGGUGACUCCACAGGUGACCCUGCCUACUGUCCCCAUAGGUUUGCCUACUCUACCCAAAGUUCCUGUGAUAACCAUUGAGUGA
Messenger RNA from Oppiella nova, 873 nucleotides. NCBI's taxonomy places the organism in Eukaryota, Metazoa, Arthropoda, Arachnida, Sarcoptiformes, Oppiidae. The record is from the annotation of a GenBank genome assembly.